This is a messenger RNA of Rhea pennata, 1958 nucleotides long. RefSeq names its product solute carrier family 2, facilitated glucose transporter member 11-like. The coding region runs from base 328 to 1788 and encodes 486 amino acids. NCBI's taxonomy places the organism in Eukaryota, Metazoa, Chordata, Aves, Rheiformes, Rheidae. Gene Ontology annotation, biological process: monosaccharide transmembrane transport. The record is from RefSeq and is a predicted model, not a curated record. The transcript is spliced from 12 exons. Gene Ontology annotation, cellular component: plasma membrane. Gene Ontology annotation, molecular function: hexose transmembrane transporter activity.
GCGGCGGGCGGCGCCCACCGGGUGUGAAGGCCGCGCUGGCUGCGGUGUCGCCCUGGCCACGGGGCAGCCCAGGCCUGGGCAUGACGCUGCGAUUGCGGCUGCUGCGCUGCCGCCGGGCGGCGGGCGGGGAGCCCCGCUGCCUUGUCCGGCCGUGCCGCGAGGAGCGCGCAGAGCUGGUGGCCCCCAGGGAGCCUCGAGGGUGCGGCGCCAGGCCGCGGACGGGGGGGGCUGCUGUGACGGCCAAAUCCCUGUCAGGUGAGGAGCUUAGCACACAGCUGCUCGCUGCCCCGCUGCCCGGAGUGACGUGGAGCCGCCAGCGCCCCGAGCAUGCCGCCGAGGCACGAGCUCCCCAGCUGGACCUUAUUUCUGUCUGUCUGUGCUGUGGGAAUUGGAGGGACCUUUCAAUAUGGAUAUAAUGUUUCCAUUAUCAAUGCACCCACCCAGCAUAUACACAGCUUUUUAAAUGAAACCUGGACUAGUCGUUAUCACAAGAAGCUAAAUCUGAAUUUGCUGACUUUUCUCUGGUCUGUCAUUGCUUCUAUAUUUUCACUUGGAGGCUUGUGUGGAGCCCUUAUAGGAGGCAGCAUGGCAGUCCGGCUAGGCAGAAAAGGAGCUCUUUUGAUGAACAAUAUCAUAGCAAUACUGGCCUCCAUUUUAAUGGGAAUCAGUUUUCCUACAGGAAUGUUUGAGCUAUUGAUUGUUGGCAGGUUUUUGAUUGGCAUAAAUUCAGGUAUUGGGCUCUGUGUGCAGCCUCUAUAUCUUGGGGAGGUUGCCCCAAAACAUCUUAGAGGUGGUAUGGCCAUGGGCAGUUCCAUCUUUUUGACAGGGGGGAUUCUGGCAGGACAAAUAAUUGGUUUGAGGGAAUUAUUGGGUGGAGAAACAUAUUGGCCUUUGUUGCUAUCCAGCAGCUGUUUCCCAGCAUUUGCCCAACUUGUAUUCCUGCCAUGGUUUCCUGAAAGUCCCAGAUACCUUCUUAUUGACAGAGAUGAUGAGCUGAGCUGUGUCAAAGCUUUGAAGCAAUUUCAUGGCUCUUUACAAUAUCAAAUGGAGAUGGAAGACAUACAGCGGGAAUGUUUUGCCUUAGAUGGGGAGAAAUCCAAGAAACCCUGGCAAUUAUUCACUGAUCGUGGUGUGAGAUGGCAGCUCAUUACUGUGAUUGUUAUGACUAUGGGCCAGCAGCUCAGUGGCAUAAAUGCUAUUUAUUUCUAUGCAACUUAUAUUUUUAAACAAGCUGGGAUCUCAGCAGAAAAAAUCCCGUAUGUGACACUAGGCACUGGAGCCUGUGAAUGCCUCACAGCCCUCACCUGCGGCUUAUUGAUUGACUGUGUGGGAAGAAGAUUUCUCAUCAUUGGAGGGUAUCUGCUUAUGACCCUUUGGAGUAUUGUUUUAACAUUCUCCCUGACUUAUCAGGAACUAUACUCAUGGGUACCAUAUGUGAGCAUGACAUCUAUAUUUGCCUUCAUUUUGAGCUUUGGGUUGGGACCAGGUGGCAUAACAAAUACCCUGACAGCUGAAUUAUUUAUACAGUCUUCACGUCCUGCUGCUUACAUGAUAGGAGGAGCUAUUAGUUGGAUUAGUUUCUUCACAAUUGGAAUGCUCUUUCCCUUUAUAGUGAAUGGGCUGAAACAGUAUUGUUUUCUGGUGUUCUUAGUGGAAUGCGCCUUAGUUGCUGCUUUCAUCUUUGUCAUAAUUCCCGAGACAAAAAACAAAUCUUUUCUGGAAAUCAAAAAGGAAUUUCACAAGCUUAAUUUUGGAAGAAAUAAUAAAGAAAAGGAAACAGCUGUAUGAAGGAAGACAACUCCAUGAUGAAUUUAAAAAUAUUCUGUGCAACUUUACAGCAGUAACUAAUUAAUGAGAAUUAUGAAUAGUCUUCUGAAUUAGCUAUAACAAAAUGAACAAGGAGCUUAUUAACUGUUGUACAUGCAGCAGGAGUUUAAUUAAAAGACAGGUUAAUCUUU